UCUUUCUCAAUGUGCUCCCCAUCUCCAGCCGUUGAGGGGUGCAGUGCCGUUAUCUUGCGUGACUGCGUGAAGCGUGUGGUUCGUUUGGACCAAAACGUUCGUUUGCUGCUCCCUGUGUCAUGCCUUGGCGGCCUGUGUCGCUUUUUCUCGGCGCGCUCUCUGCCGUGCCUUGCUCCUGGCCGCGCGCGGAUGCGACUCUUUCAGUUAACCGACAGAACAGAGGCAAAUUUAAAAUGGGGUGACGUAAGAAGAGGGGAAAAAAACAUACGGCACUGUGUAUGAGCAGGCACCGGAUCAUGGAAUCGCGUCCACACAUUUAACGCUCGCACACGUCGUUCAGGUUUGGACAGAUCCGGAAUGACUGCGGACUCUCGUGCCUCUCCCACAAUCCGGUCCGGUAUUUCUUCUCUGGGGCGGUGCGUAGCAUUACACACCUCAACGUAAUUACGGAGAUUGAACCGAAGGAGGUAGGCUACUGAGACGCUUCUCGUUCUCGCGUUUUUUGUUGAAUUAGAAUGUGUGCUGAGUGAAAAUAUACAAUAAAUGACCGACUCAAUAAAUAUCACGGAUGUGUGCCGGGAUUCAAAGGGUACGACUAGAAGGAUGGUUAUGCGAGGCCAAGCGUGAAUAACUACGCUCGCCUGCUGUCAGAGGGCCGAGUGUGUGCAGGCUGCGAGCGCAAACAGCCCCAGGUGGUUCGUUCGUGUGCUUGACGUCGGAACCAUCCUUAACGGUUCUGGCUAAUCUCUCGCAGGAUGGUCGUUAAGGCUCGGGCACGUUCUGUUCCGGUGCAUACCAUUUCCAUCUCCGAGAGGCGAACGUAAAACAGCGGGCUUGCUUUGACUGGAGCGGAAGGACCAUGGCAGGACCACCGCAUGCCGUGGCUCGGCUCGUCUCCGGGGCCCGGGAGGAGCCACCGUCCUCGGGAAGUCCUGCCGACAAGCCCCGAAAGCGGAGAGCGUUUUACCUGCUUCGCAUGCGUUCACCGAGCACAGCCGUCAAUAACAACAACAACAGCCUCGCCCCGUUAGUGAUUCCUGGACAGAUCAAACACAUCUGCAGCAACUGCAGCCGCGGGCGCGAGCUACGGGACGUGGAAGGGGUGGAUCGCCUGGCAGCGCUGCGCUCUGAUUCGCUCGUCCCAGGCACACACACACCACCCAUACGGAGACGAGGCAAGCUGGCUACUCUGGGUCGCCUCUUCAAACCUUGGACAUGGCGGAGGAAGAGGAAUGACAAGUUCCAGCAGAAUUCAGCCGCUCUGGAGAGAAGGUUGUCCAUGCGAGCUAGCAGAGAGGAGUUAAUCAGGCGAGGAGUACUGAAGGAGAUCCAUGAGAAAGAGAGUGUGCCGUUGCCAUCGGCGAUGGGUCAGGAGGUGUGCAUGCCAGUGUCAAAGGAGAGUGAGGCACCUACAAAACCAAGUACGGAAGUUCGGCCAGACUCCUCCAGGAAACUCUCUCCUCCUGUCCCACCAAAGAAAGUGAUGAUAUGUGAGCCAACGCCCCCCUCCCACCCUCCUCCCGCUCAUACCGUCACACACACACACUCACACACACUCACGCUCACACACACUCUGUCACACAUGCACACACUGCCAUAUCCCAGCAUGCCCAUCUCUCUGCAUCCCCCCAGCCGCAUCAUCGAGGAGCUCAACAAGACACUCGCUUUCACCAUGCAGCGAUUAGAGAGUUCGGUGUUCCAUGCUGUUCCCACGGUUAUGAUUGAGUGUGAAGAUAACAAAGAGAAUCACCUGCGGCAACCAGACUGCCAGGCCUCGCACACCAGCUACACACAGCAGGGGAGAGAGGAGGAGGACAGUGAGGAGGACGAUGAUUCAAUGUUCACAAGUACUCUGGCUUUGAGGGUGCUCAGGAAAGACUCCCUAGCUGUGAAGAUCGGAAAUCGGCCGUCACAGUGGGAGCUGGAGGAGAAGAAUAUCCUUAUGAGACGCUCUGACCACGACAGGCUGGAGAGCAGACAGCAGACCUGCACCAAACUCACACGGAGGUUAAGCCUGAGACCAACAGCAGAGGAGCUUGAGCAGAGGAAUAUCCUGAAACCCCGGAACGAGGAGGAGGAACAGGAAGAGAAGAGAGAACUCAAGAGACAUCUAAACAAAAAGCUGCGGGAGCGGCCUACAGUGGAGGCGUUGCGUGAGGCUCGGAUUCUCAGUUUUAAUGACUACGUGGAGGUCGCUAAGGUGCAGGACUAUGAUCGUCGUGCCGACAAACCCUGGACUCGCCUCACUGCAGCUGACAAGGCAGCCAUACGCAAGGAGCUGAAUGACUUCAAAAGCACAGAGAUGGAGGUUCAUGAGUCCAGUCGUCACCUAACCAGGUUCCACAGGCCCUGACUCUAGACCAGCUGAAGUAUCUCCGUGUACGACUGGACUUGUACUACUGGGGUUAGUGCUGUGCAGAUUGAUGGGGCUGGGGACUAGGACGGAAUUCCCUGCAUGGCUGGAGCCCCCUUCGGCCAUCCUGACACACCUCAAGUGCUGAGAUGCUUCACACCCUCCAGAACCGGCUUCACUGGAUCCAGAUUGACAUCACAUCCAAACCACACUGGAUCCAGAUUGACAUCACAUCCAAACCACACUGGAUCCAGAUUGACAUCACGCCCAAACCACACUGGAUCCAGAUUGACAUCACGCCCAAACCACACCUUCAGUCAGUUUUAAGCCACAGCUUCCUUAAAGCCCCUUCAGGAACAGGUUUACAUCAGUUUGGAUCAGACCUACUCUUGCGGCUAAUUGUUUUCUUUUUUUUAUUUGACUUUCCUCUUUAACUUUUUUUUAAUCCAUAGUUUUUUUAAACAAUCCAGGAACGUUGAAAGAGAUCGUGCUGCAAUUUUUUUCUGUGGUAAACAGUGAUGGGAUACUGAACAUUUGCUGCUUUGAGGGGUGUGUUUUCCCUCCGACGUUGGUUUUGUGCUUUAUUUUCAUAUUGUUUUGUAUUUGAUGGUUAUUUAUUUUGUAUUGUUGUUUUAUAUUCUUCCCCAGAGCCUUACAGGCUCUAAUGGGAUGUUCUUAUGCUGGUGUUUCAGGCCUUUCAUUUUUUUAAUACACCCAAUACCCAGGACGCAUGAGUAUGUUUGUGUGUGUGUGUGUGUGUGUGUGUGUACUUUGCAAGUACAAAUACACACACACUCACACAUACAUUCUUUCAUUAAGGGAUCUUGGAGCAGGAAUGGGGGGAGGGGUCUGAGCAAUAACUAGUUUCAGUUGUAAAGCACAGCUCACCACUUUUCUGCAAAUGUGUGACUGUGUCACUGUGUGUGUGUAUGUGUGUGUGUGUGUGUGUGUGUGUGUGUGUGUCUCUCUCUUUCUGUUCAUGCUGAGAACCGCCCUCCAAUCCCUUCAAGAAAAGCCAUCUAACCCCUUAAAGCCACAACUGUCUGUAUCUGAGAAAACCCCUACAUGUACUCCUGCUACUCUGUAAUGGGCUCUAGUGCAAACUGCUUCACCCUGCUGCACCGUGACCCAACCUCAGCCUCCACCUUGGCCUCGCUCUCGACGACUCUAAACCGGGCCCACUUGUCACUUCAUAGUCUUACCUAACACCCCAUCUAACAAUGAUUACGGAAUUCUUAAAAAAAAAGAAUGCGAUGACUAAUUGAAGCCAUACUACUACAACCACACUACUGAUGCUCCCAUAGACUUGUGCUAUCUCUUGUCCCCUGACACUAAUCCAACCCUGAUAUCACCUCCAUCACUGAUUAGCCCUCGAUCUGCAGACAAUGCCACUGAGGGCCGUUCAAAGUAAGGCACCGACUAGGAAGCACAGUGCCAUAUGAGACAGCUUCUUCUUCACUGUUUACCAGGAUACUAAGGUGCCAAAACCGAUGCCAGUUUCAAAAAUAACCCUCUAAUGCGGCAUUAAUGCUUUGUGUGUGUGUGUUUGUGUUAGUGGUUUAAAGGAAACUGCCACUCCAGUAUUGUAUAGAAAAAUGAAGACAGUUGUGUUACUCUGAGCAAUUUGUUUUGCAUGACUCCGAAUAAAAAAAAAAGAGGGCGGGCGGGCGGCACUGCAAUGGGAGAGAGAGAGAGCUCCUUGUUCGGGGGAACUCUACUCGAAAUCUGCAAGCCAAACUGAUGUCUGGAUGUGCAUGGAGGUGCAGUUUCAAUGAGAGGUUGUUGAACUUACCCCUUAAGUGGUAUGCUACCGAUGUAAUACCACACACCUCAGGGGUUUGGGGGGGCAGGUAACAACCCACAGCAGUCUGUAGGAUGGCUGUAGAACCACAUCAGAUGCUCCUGCCCAAUGUCUAACAGCAGGACAUAAACGAAUAUGAUAGAUAUAAAUAUAUAUAUAUAUAAAUAUAUAUAGACAAAUAUACAAGUUGUAGGGCAGAGGGACCAACAUGCACACUCAGACAACAGCCACCAUAUUUGAGGCAGCUCCAUGUUACAGAGUGGGAAUAUGAAAUAAGUGUUCUAUAGGAUAAAAAGGAAUGUGUGUGUGUGUG
Molecule: messenger RNA, 4467 nt
Organism: Clupea harengus (Atlantic herring)
Lineage: Eukaryota; Metazoa; Chordata; Actinopteri; Clupeiformes; Clupeidae
Gene: phactr1
Product: phosphatase and actin regulator 1
Biological process (GO): stress fiber assembly; cell motility
Molecular function (GO): actin binding
Source: RefSeq, a predicted model, not a curated record